AGGGGAGAAAAGGUGAGGGACACGUCGCCUCCCUCUCGCGAAGAGGCCGGCGCCGAAUCCUUUUGACUUGCCCCCUCCUUCCAUCAGCGCUUCCGCUUCGCCACUAUAUAUACCACCCCAUCUCCAUCCGGAACUCUUCGUCUUCGCAUCCUCUCUCUCUCUCUCUCUCUCUCUCUCUCUCUCUCUCUGAACCAUCGACGCCUGCAUACUAGAAACUUAGUACGUGGAAAAGAUGGGAAGGACGCCGUGUUGCGACAAGAACGGGCUCAAGAAAGGUCCGUGGACGCCGGAGGAGGACCAGAAGCUGGUCGACUACAUCCAGAGGCAUGGCUACGGCAACUGGAGGACCCUCCCUAAGAAUGCCGGGUUGCAGAGGUGCGGGAAGAGCUGCCGGUUGCGGUGGACGAACUAUCUGAGGCCCGACAUCAAGAGGGGCCGGUUCUCGUUCGAAGAGGAGGAGACCAUCAUUCACCUCCAUAGCAUUCUGGGCAACAAGUGGUCCGCCAUCGCCUCCCGCUUGCCCGGAAGGACGGACAACGAGAUCAAGAACUUCUGGAACACCCACAUACGGAAGAGGCUCCUCCGCAUGGGGAUCGAUCCCGUGACUCACAGCCCUCGCCUCGAUCUCCUCGACCUCUCCUCCAUCCUGAGCUCUUCUCUCUACAACUCGUCCCAGAUGAACUUCUCGAGAUUGGCUGGAGUCCAGCCCCAAGUUAACCCGGAAUUACUAACGCUUGCGACCUCACUCCUAUCGUCUCAACAUCAACGUCACAGUUAUCUUCCACAAGCCCCGCAGGAAAUUGGCCAAAGCCAAAGCCAAUGCCAAGCACUCCUGAAAAACCAAAUGCAAACUCCAAUUCAAGAAGUCCCAGCUUGUGCACCGGCGAGCACUCAAUGCGUUUCAUUUUCCGAUGAAGCUUCGAGAUUUCUUCAGUCCAAUCUAGAGCAACAAUUUCCGUCGAAUUUCGCUGUCUCCAGCUCCCAAAGUUCUCAAGUCAUUGAUUGGAAGGAUAAUGGGCUGUCGUCGAACUUUACAGAUGAUUAUGCUCUGAUCCCACAUAAUUAUGAGAACCUCUAUGGUCUCGAUCCAGCCAUGUCGAAUUCCUCGGCUAUGUCGACGCCUUCAUCAAGCCCAGCGCCAAUGAAUUCGAACUCAACAGGCAUCAAUGGUUGCGGAACUGAGGACGAAACUUAUAGCAGCAACAUGAUGUUAACAUAUGUAGUACCAGAUAUUCUAGAUUGUAACGAGUCCCAGUUAAUGGGAAGCAACCAAUACUUCGGGUCUUGGAGUCAAUGUCAAUAAUUAUAGAGCUUUCUUGUAUCAAACUUCUUGCAACUUCAAUAACAUCAAUACCAGGAAGCAAGAUCAUCUCUGUCCUU
Molecule: messenger RNA, 1380 nt
Organism: Eucalyptus grandis
Lineage: Eukaryota; Viridiplantae; Streptophyta; Magnoliopsida; Myrtales; Myrtaceae
Product: transcription factor MYB41
Source: RefSeq, a predicted model, not a curated record